UGGUUGUAAUUUUAUGGCAAUAUGACGUCAUUUUGACUAUGCGUGGUCUCGUUCUUUUUUCAGCGAAAUGGCCGACGGCUUCGUGAAGGUGCGGAUAAUAGACGCCAAGGACCACCUCUUGGGUCGUCUGGCAGCAUUGAUCGCUAAGAAUUUAUUAAAUGGCCAGAAAAUAGUUGUUGUGCGAUGUGAGAGCAUUCUUAUAUCUGGUAACUUCUACCGUAACAAGCUCAAGUAUCUUGACUUUCUUCGCAAGAGGAUAAGAACCAACCCAAAGAGAGGUCCCUUCCAUUUCAGAGCUCCUUCCAAGAUCCUAUGGAGAACUGUACGUGGUAUGUUACCUCAUAAACUCAAAAGAGGUGCAGAAGCUCUUGAUAGGUUGAAGGUAUUUGAAGGGGUGCCUCCACCUUAUGAUAAGAAAAAGCGAAUGGUUGUUCCAUCAUGCAUGAAAGUUGUCAAGCUCAAGCCAAAGAGAAAGUUUGCUCUCUUGUCUCGACUCUCAAGUGAAGUUGGCUGGAAAUACAACGACGUCAUUCAAGCGCUAGAAGAGAAAAGAAAGGCAAAGUCCAAGCUAUACUGGGAUAAAAAGCAAUCCAACUUGAAAAUCCGUAAAGAAGCAAUCGCUAACGUUCAAGACCAGAUUGCUGAUUUGGACAAACAAAUACAGGAUAUGGGUUGCUAUGCUGUAUGAUUUGUUUCAAUAAAAUAACAACCAACAAAA
Messenger RNA from Ciona intestinalis (vase tunicate), 718 nucleotides. Its product is annotated as large ribosomal subunit protein uL13. Gene Ontology annotation, biological process: negative regulation of translation; translation. The record is from RefSeq and is a predicted model, not a curated record. Lineage: Eukaryota; Metazoa; Chordata; Ascidiacea; Phlebobranchia; Cionidae. Gene Ontology annotation, molecular function: structural constituent of ribosome; mRNA binding. Gene Ontology annotation, cellular component: ribosome; cytosolic large ribosomal subunit.